AGGGAUCGGGAUUGGAUCGCAGCGAUCACGCCGUGGUAGCAAUGUGGGCCGCAUAACGUGGACAAGUGGGCGGCGACAGCGGACCGUAUUAAUGGGGCGCGCACGAAUUACGCAACCGAAUCGCAUGAUCUCACACAGAUCUCUCGCCGAUUGCCCUCGCGGUUAAUCGUCGACACGCGCCAUACAUCCACGCACACGCGUAAACGCGAGUGUGUGGUCGAAAUAUGAAACGGACUUCAGGAAGCGGUCCGUCUUGGUCAAUGUAUUCAAGUAUACACUCAUUUUAAGUACAAGAAGAGAGAAUCAAAACAGAAAAAGACAUCAUGGGUACAUUAAGAUAUUAUUACAAGCUCAAGGAAUCCAUUUAAAAGAAGACCAAGGAGAAGAAGCAAUAUUAACAUCUUAAUUUUAAUCAGAGAAGUGUAAAGAUAGUCAUUAAAACUGAAAAAUAUAUUUAAAAAUGAAAAAGAUUAAGAAAAUAAAAUAAAAUAAUGUUGGAAUAAAAAAUACAGAUUAUAUCGAAGAAAGACAAUUAUGUUAAGGAGAAAAAUUUCGAAGGAUUAAAGAAGAUUAAAGAAGACACAGAGAAAAGGAACUGUGCUCAUAUAAAUAUAGUAAGGAUUUGAAUUUCAAGCUAUUAGAUUUAAUAUGAUGCGUCUACUGUGACAUUUCUCGGAUGAAUCUUAGUAGACUCGCGGGGAGAAAGGAGAACCGAUAACGAUGACGACGAAUGAUGAUUUCGACGACGACGUAAGCGACAUUUACAGUCGCUUCGUCAGUGCGCAGCGAAUACUCGCGACGCGUGCACGUCGUCCCGGUGUCGAACGCGUAUCCCUUCUGGGAAACGUGCGAUUUUGUCGAAGGGAUGUGUGGAAGACUUGACAUUUAUUUAUUCGAAAGUUUGCGCGACCACUAUUUAGCUUCCUCUUGUUAGAUUAAUUAGGAAACGUCGUGCGCGGAUACGUCGAUUGCAUCACUGGAAUUUACCACUGAAGAGACAAAGGACUCGGAGAAUAAUAAAGAAAAGCAAUUUACACGCGAAUAAACUAUUUCUUUGCAGAAUUAAUUGAUAAUUGGCGAUGAACGCUUGAUUCUACAUCAUAAUUUCGAUUCUUGCGGCGCAACAUCUUGCCUUUUAACUGAACAUCGACGCGGAAGAAGAUUUUCUCUUGGAAGUCUACGGUUGUUUUGGCAGUUUUUAUAUGCCCGUCCACGAACUCGUAUAUUUUUUCUGGCGCCGGAUCUGAAAGGCCUUCGAGGAGGUCUCCUGUCUUUCCUCGAAAACUGAAGUUUGUGAUAGAAAUCGUGCAGAUGGUGUCUUCUUUUAGUGCACGGUGUGUGCAACACGUGUGAAAUAAAAUUUAUAUAAAUUUAUACAUAUAAAAAAAAAGAAAAAUAAUUCCGGGCCUAAAUAAUUGACGUGCGUUUUUGUUACUUAGGUGGAGAGUUGUUGCUCGAUGCAGCUUGGAUUGAUAAUCUACAGUGACUAUUAAGGAAUAACGAAUACAAAUACGAGUUCGCGAGGAAGACAGAAGUUAAACGACGGAAAGGAAGGAUUGUCAGGCGAAAUAAAAGCGACCGAUAAUGCGACCGUCGUUGUGCCGUUGAUAAGAGACGAACCGUUGAACUUUACCGGGAAGAGUGAGGAUGUAGCCGUCGUUUCGAUGAUAACUCAAUGUUAUUAGUAACAUUAACCCUGAAAAUCGCUCGUCCGUCCAUCCGGGCGAUAUUUAAUCGCAAUUACAAAUUUAAAUUGCAAAUGGAUUAAGAUACAAAAGCGAACGAUAGUUGUAACAUUGCACCUCUUCGAGGCGCGCGGAAGAUAAGAUUUUCUUCGCGGAAGAAAUUCAACUCCCAGAGCGACGGUGUGAUCUUUCUCAAAGGCGCGUUUUGCGCCCGUGUUUGCGCACGAAGCAAUAAUAAUCUGACCGCGGCGUGACGCGUUAAGGAAGAGAUGAAAACCAGAGAGAUGCGAUCAACGAAAUCUGCGACGGCAGCAUGCGGAACUGCGGGAAGGAAAGCGAUUUAGUACGGGGAAGGCGAUGACGCUUCCUCGAGAUCGUAUUUUAGGAACACCGUUCCUUAAGAACGCCGUUGAUCUUUUUCUCACUCUUCUCGAGUCAUUCGCGUCGCCCGCGUCCGCAUGACACUUGACACGCCAAUUGCCCGUCCGCUGCAAUGAUUCGCACCGCUCUAGAUUGUCCUCGUUUUCGAAUGAGGGAAGACGCGCCAAAAGAACUACGGAGCUUCCUCCGUUCUUCGAUCUAGUGAAGUUUCUCCAGUAUUUUCACAAUAAGCUCUUUCUCAGUUCUCUUCGAAAUUAAUUUAGAACAGAAUGUGUAUUAUCUUAUAUAUAACGUAAAUCUACGAGUGCGUUAUGGAAAGAAGCGAGAUAUGAGAAUGUGCUUUGAGCUAACAAGGAUGCGCUCUGCUCAAGGGUGGGCGGUGUAUCGGAGGUCGUUUCCUGAAUCGCUAUGUCCGACGUGAUUAGAUGUUCCGUGUUGUGGUGUGAUUCAAUGUGCUUCGUCAUAAAGAAUCGCUGCAACGAAAUAUAUCUGCCAAUUUUUCUUUCGACACUGCCAGCGCGAAAUAAAAUCCAGUAUCACAAGAACUGGAGAGAUAUUUUUAAUUCUAUUGCCACAUUUUCUUAUUUCUCAAUUAAUGAUUGUGAAUGAUUAUUGCGACGAACCGUAUAACGUUCCGCAAAUUUUUUGGAAUAUUUUUCGCUUUUUUUAUUGAACUUGAAGUUUAUUUCAAAGAGAAAAAAGAACUUUUGCCGUCCUUAUUACAGCAUCUGGAAUAUUGCCAGUAAUCUUUGUUUAUCGUUAAAUUUUUUACGCACUUAGGAGUUGUGCCGUUUUAAGUUUACUUAUGCAGAUCGCCAGCUCAUUUCGUGGCGUUUGUCGGCGGCAUAUGAAGAAUCUGAGAUGCGAAAUUUGUCGUUGAUGAAUCAAAAUUUCGUCGUGGAAGAAGUGCUGCCGCUGUUGGAAAGGGAAAACAAAUCUCGGAAGAGGGAAACGCAGAGAGAAGAAAACGAAGAAGUGAGAGGAGGUCGAUCAAGCGGAAGAGGAAGAGGAACGUGUGGGCGGAAGGGAACGUAAGAGGAAGAGGAAUGACGAGAAGGGUCCGAUGUCUCUGGGAAGAUUGAGCGAGGAGCGCGGAGAGGAGGAGGCUGCUGGACCACUAAUAGUAUGCGUGCCGGAAAAAGUGCAACGUCCUCUUUUGGAGGCGCGAUACUGGCGGUGCAGGAAUUAAGACGGCACGGCAACCUCCACGAUCUCAAGAUUCGUCUUGCAACCAUUGCUGCUAGUUUGGAGCGCUGCGAAGAGUAAAGGAAGAAAAAGAAUUUUAUUACAUGCACUCUUCUUCUAUUAUAUAUGCACUGCGAGAUAAAAUUCGCUGAAGAAAAAUAGAAAGGAAAGACACGAAGAAACGACAAAGAAAAAGGAGAGACGAUAGAUACGAAAGAGAAUUAUUAUAAGUUCUGAGAAGACAGUAGCGGAAGAAAGUAUCGAGAGAGGGGAGGAAGAAAGAGAGAAUGUGAUCUGGCUUUUUGCAGUCGUCCGGCUGUCGCGAACCAUGCAAUGCAAUUACCAUGUGGACGCAAUGCGACAAAGUUGCGCUAAUUAAUCUUAAUAGUCUAUAAAGACGAAUAGUCUGAUCUUUAGUUCACUUGCUCUUUUUCGAUGUUCUUUAUCGGUAGAUGUUGGAAAACACUACGAGCGACUUUUGAGUCUGGAUUUAUCGCUUGACACGACCCGUUGGAAUUUAGCGCGCGACAUACGUAUUAUUCUAUUUACUAUCCGGACGCGAUAGUAACAGUUAAAUUUCGUGUUCGAUGUUGUGUUCAUUUAUUACCGGCGUUGAUACCGCGAAAAAGACGUUUUUUCGAAACGACCGAUCGAUAGCCGCGAUAAUUCGGUGGGUCACCACGUUGUGUUCGUCCUACUUUUUACACCAAACACUGCCAUAUAAGUACCCACUGCCUGCCGGCGCGUAUUACUUUAUGUUACACGAUAUAAUCCGAGCCGCAGUAUCGUCUUUCGAUAUGUCGUUCGCCGUAGACUGCCUGAAUUUCGCGCUUCUCUACAUCUGCACGCGCGUGUUCCAUCUCGCGCUUGGUAUCAGCGCUCAGUAUUAUAAGGCUCAAUUGGACGCGCAUUUAAAGCUUCAUGGAGAAAAGUGGGCGAGUGAGGAUGUGCGACAAUGUAAAUUAUGCAAAAAACAAUUCGUGCAACCUGCACUCUACCGAAUGCACAUUCGCGAGCACUAUAGGCAACAGACGAAGAUUGUAAAACAAACCAAGAGGGGAACGAAACAUAAAACAAUGUACAAAUGCACCAUAUGCCUGAAGAUUUUUCAAAAACCGAGCCAAUUAAUGCGACAUAUCAGAGUACACACUGGAGAAAAGCCCUUUAAGUGUACUAUCUGCAACAGAGCAUUUACGCAGAAAAGUUCGUUAAAAAUCCAUACGAGGCAACACAAGGGCAUUCGGCCGCAUACAUGUAAUCUCUGUAACGCCAAGUUUAGUCAGAAAGGGAAUCUAAAAGCGCAUAUACUUAGAGUACACAAUGCACCAGAAGGUGAGCCCACGUAUGCAUGCUCCUACUGUUCUUGCAUCUUUAAGAAGCUAGGCAGUUUAAACGGACAUAUAAAGCGAAUGCAUUCCAUUUCUUCAGAGGAAUCUGCCGCCAAGUCGUCAGAAGCCAAUCUUGAUAUCUCGUCGGAUGCUGAUAUGCGCGCGACCGUCGACAGUGUUAUAUCGCAAUUGGCAUCUUUGGAAUCCGUUGUGAAUAAUACCGCAGAUUCUACGAAAACCACGACCCUGAGUACGGAGCAGAAUGAUAUUCUGCAACAAGCGUUGAAAAACAGCGGUUUGCCGAACAAAAACGAGGUCUCUUCGAAAGAAACCGCAGAAUCGAAGAAAAGUGAUUCGCCAACGUCGUACGUCACGCUAUUGGACAGAACCGCCGGCGGUACUUCGAGGAAGUAUCUCACUAUAAAACAACGCUGCGUAGGAAACGUACGAUGGUACGCAUGUUUGUUCUGCCCAAAAGAAUUCAAAAAACCGUCGGACUUGAUACGCCAUUUGCGCGUACAUACUCAAGAGAAGCCUUUCAAGUGUAUGUAUUGUGUGCGUUCUUUCGCGCUAAAAUCGACAAUGAUAGCGCACGAGCGAACUCAUACCGGAGUGAAGAAAUACGCUUGCGAUUCCUGCGACAAAACCUUUGCGUGUCAUAGUAGCCUUACCGCUCAUACGAGAUUACACACGAAACCGCACAAAUGUAACAUAUGCGACAAGUCAUUUAGUGCGAGCACCAUCCUGAAGAAUCACAUAAAGAGUCACAUGCGGGAGAAGCCCAAGAUAUCGCCGGAAGCGGAGAGUCUGGUGCCGCAAGUGGUGCUGCAAGAACCGCUCGUCAUCAGCGAUGUCGGUAAUCAAAUCAGCGUGGCGCAGGUGCAAUCAAAACAGAAACACUUGUAUGAAAAUGUCAAUGGCGUGGCUAGGCCGCACAAAUGUUUGGUCUGUCACGCGGCGUUCAGAAAAGUUAGCCACUUGAAGCAACAUUAUCGUAGGCAUACGGGCGAGCGUCCUUAUAAGUGUUCCAAGUGCGACAGGAGAUUUACAUCAAACAGUGUCCUGAAGUCUCACUUACAUACGCAUGACGACGCAAGGCCAUACAGUUGUUCGUUAUGUGACACGAAAUUCUCCACGCAGAGCAGCAUGAAAAGGCACAUGGUCACUCAUAGCAAUAAAAGGCCGUAUAUGUGUCCGUAUUGCCAAAAAACAUUUAAGACGUAUGUUAAUUGUCGGAAACAUAUGAAAAGGCACAAGCAUGAGCUUGCACAACGGCAAUUGGAGGAACAAAAGACGCAGAAUCAGAAGGAGCUGCAGCCUUUAAGUGAAAAUAAAGAACCUACCUCGACAUUGUCGAAGAACCUCACUUUGGCCGAGAAUAUGAUAUUCCAACCGCAAAUGGCACCAGAUCUUACACAGGAUUUCUCCGAUCAGUUUCAAAAUAUCAAUGCGGAGAAAGAGAAAUCCUUUUCUCUUUCUCUGUCGGACAACGGAACGUCAUCGAUAGGGAAUCAAAACUUAUCUAUUGACACAACUAAUUUAGGAACAUCGCAAACUCUGCACGCCGAUGAAACCGGUACUAUUACGUUAUCUCAUUACACAGGGGAUCAAACUCUUACGCCGGAAAGUAUACGAGAGAUCGAAGAGCUGUUUAAUAUUGGCGUGAAUCUCGGACUGGGAGCGAAUCUACCAAGGCAAAUGGAUGAAACAAACGCGAGUCCUCUCGACAAUUCUAGGGAACAACCAGUGCUCAAUAUUAUAUAUGAACAUAACAAGACUUUGGAAUCGUCAGGCAACACUAUAUUUAUGUCGCAAUUUGAUUCGUUCGAUAUGAACCAGAUUUCAUUGCAGACGGAUAACGAUUUAGACAUCAGUCUGAAUCCGAGCAAUUCCACGAGUAUGUCCAAUAUUUUGCCGAGAUCCGUGGGAAGCAACGAGCAAGAGGAGCGACAAGCUGCUUCAGUUACUACCGUUAGCAAUAUAGACGCUUCUCAAAUUACGAGAAACACUCAUCUAGUGGUGAUAAAUCCUAAGGAGAAUUGCUCUGAAUUAGUGAGACUUUCACAAGUAUGCCCGCCAAAAUAUUCGAAAGUCAUCGCGAAGGCGGACACCACGAAUGAAUCGGAGAUACAUGGCGUGAAUGAGCACGAAAAAGCAUCGCAGAAAAGUAACGCUGUGUCGUGCGACAACGGAAGAAAUUCUUUAUUCAUGAAAAAUUUCCAAACUACAAUGCAGUCGGAGACGCUUGUUUCUCCCGGUAUGGACAGCUCGGUCAAAAUAUCGGAGUGUAACACUUUAUUACAGUGUCACAUGUGCGGCAAUCAAGGUUUCACGACAGAAAGAUUGAAGGAACACUUGAAAUCUCAUCGCGGUGCUAAAGAGUUUGAGUGUUCGGAGUGUUCCCAGCGAUUCUGCACCAACGGCGGUCUCAGCAGGCAUAUGAAGAUGCACACAAACAAACAAAGAUGGAAAUGUACGACCUGUCAAAAGAUAAUGGGCAGCAAACUGCAAUUGAAAGUUCACAACAAAAUGCAUACCGAGACUUGGAACGUUUUGCCCAUGGAACCGGACAGCUCUCAGAAAGAAAGUUCUCUUAUUUCCUCGAGCUCGGGUCUACCGGCGAUAACAACGCUAGAUGUCCAGGUAGUUCCGAACCCGUCAGUUUCCGAGAAGGUUUUGAUGGCCGCAGUCGCCGAAAGAAAAAGCAUGGAUCGUUUUAAUGAGAAUGUGGAGAAGAAAGAGACAAGAGAGUACACUAAUAAAUGCAAGUACUGUCCGAAGACUUUCCGCAAACCAAGCGAUCUCAUCAGGCACAUUCGCACGCAUACGGGCGAACGGCCGUACAAGUGCGACCACUGCAACAAGAGCUUCGCGGUUAAGUGCACUUUGGAUUCGCAUAUGAAGGUUCACACGGGCAAGAAGACAUUCUGCUGCCAUGUUUGCAGCAGCAUGUUUGCUACGAAAGGCAGUUUGAAAGUCCACAUGCGAUUGCAUACAGGUUCAAAACCGUUUAAGUGUCCCGUGUGCGAUCUUCGAUUCCGUACUUCAGGUCACAAGAAGGUACAUAUGUUAAAGCACGCAAGAGAGCAUAAGGGUGGCACGAAACGCAAGCCGAAACACUCGAAAAUUGCUGCAGUGGCGGAAGCGGCAGCCAGCCUCGAAAAAAUCGGCAGUACUCUGGACAAUGCAUCGAUGACAGCGACGACGACCACUACAGCCCUAAUCAACAAUGAGACCGUGCCAUCGCAGAAUCUGGAUUAUUCCACAUUGGAACAAACAGUAAAUCUCGAUACUACAGUUCACCUGCCGAAUCAACUCGCGUGCAACCACGCUGACGCGACAACGAUUCUUAACAAUAAUUCAAUAUUAUCCGUGAACGAGAAUAACGAGCUGGUAGCGAAUCUACAGUUCCUGUUGGCGAACGGUCUCGUCACCAUUCAAACGGAUGACACCUUGUUGACACAGCCAGCGACAAACGAUGCCACCAGUGCCGGAAUGCCAACUAACGUGAUCGAGUUGAUCAAUCCAGAUCCUUUUCAGGAGGCUUGCAACUUGGGCAAUACCAAUCAUGUGGUGAUAACCAGCCAGGUACCGACGGAGACAACUACCGCGGACAUGAGCAAUGCGACAAUAAUUCAGAUGAAUGAUUGUAUGCCUCCUGUGCCCCUGGUACAGAUGCAGACUCAAGAUACAAGCAGCGUUAGCAUGUCUGAAAUGAGGACGAGCAAUCAAACGACAAUGACGACAUCAACAACAACGUCAAAAGCUUCGCAGCCUUCAAGAAAGGAGUGUGAUGUGUGCGGCAAAACGUUUAUGAAACCCUAUCAAUUGGAACGACACAAGCGCAUUCAUACAGGGGAACGGCCGUACAAGUGUGAACAAUGCGGCAAAUCAUUCGCGCAGAGGUUUACGCUGCAUCUGCACCAAAAGCACCACACCGGCGACCGGCCGUACUCUUGCCCACACUGCAAGCACCUGUUCACGCAGAAGUGCAACCUACAAACGCAUCUGAAACGUGUCCACCAACUGGUCAUGCUCGACGUGAAGAAGCUGAAGAGUGGCCAACAGAUGCUGGGCGCGCUUCUGCAGGACAAUCAAAGCAGUGAUACCAAGUUACUAAAUCUGGAUGAUAUACUAGUUGUAGAUUUUCUCAAGUAA
This is a messenger RNA of Solenopsis invicta (red fire ant), 8737 nucleotides long. RefSeq names its product zinc finger protein 236. The record is from RefSeq and is a predicted model, not a curated record. Gene Ontology annotation, biological process: negative regulation of transcription by RNA polymerase II; regulation of immune system process; regulation of cytokine production. Lineage: Eukaryota; Metazoa; Arthropoda; Insecta; Hymenoptera; Formicidae. Bases 3839 to 8737 code for a protein of 1632 amino acids. The transcript is spliced from 20 exons.